AACGAAACUCGAGCAAUUCCUCCUUUUUCUUUUUUUUUUUCUCCUUAGCAGUGAAGUCAGAAGAUAUACUCGUUUAGCCGAGCAGAUGCUGAGGAUUUCGACAACGGUUGGCUUUCACUUAUGAAUUGAGGAAUCUCGUUGGAACUUGGAAGUCCGAUCUCUUUGAAUUUUCAUCUUAUUUUGUUUCCCCCUUUUGUUCUCCAACUUCUUACUGAAACGAACCAGAGUUGGAUGAAACAUCCAGUGGAACUCGUUUUGGUAUUUUGUUAGGGGAAAGAAACAAGGUACAAUAUGACUGCGGCUCAAGACCCAUUUUACACUGUUAAAGAGGAGAUUCAGGAAUCUAUUGAUAAACUACAAUCUAUAUUUCAUCAAUGGGAACAUGUACGUUUGAAUAAAGGAGAGCACAUCCAUCUCAUGAAGGAGUUGUUUGUUGGAUGUGAAAGCAUUGAAUGGCAGGUGGAUGAAUUAGACAAGGCAAUAGCAGUUGCAGCCAGAGAUCCAACUAGGUAUGGCAUUGAUGAAGCAGAGCUUGAAAAACGGAGGAGUUGGACUAGCACCACUCGUACACAGGUGCGCAAUGUGAAGAAAACUGUAGAAGCUGGGAAGGAACAGAAUAGUAGAGCCACUGGUACUUUGAAUGGGAAUCGACAAGAGCUAAUGAGGCUUCCAGAUGAUUAUUCUUAUAAGAAAGCCGGAUCCAACCAGUAUACAGUCCAAGGAGAUGAUGAUUUCAUAUCAUCAGAAUCAGAAAUGCAGCAGCUUCUUAUAAGGCAACAAGAUGAUGAACUGGAUGAGCUUUCUGCAAGUGUGGAGAGAAUUGGAGGAGUAGGGCUUACUAUACAUGAAGAACUUCUUGGACAGGAAAAGAUAAUUGAGGAAUUGAACUUGGAAAUGGACACUACUUCUAAUCGUCUUGAUUUUGUUCAGAAGAAGGUAGCUACGGUUAUAAAGAAGGCUGGUGCAAAGGGCCAGAUUAUGAUGAUAGUGUUUUUGGUGAUUCUAUUCUUCGUACUCUUUGUUUUGGUUUUCCUUACAUAGGCUACAGAAAUAAUGAAUCAGUUCACAAGGUUGGUUGUAUGCAAGUAGAAGGGAGCUUGGUAUGAGUAUAUUUCAAAUCUUAAGAUUGUUUGUAAAGUCUAAACGAAUUAUCGAUAAAUUGAUUGACAAUAUAGUUUGGUU
Telopea speciosissima is the source of this 1182-nucleotide messenger RNA. RefSeq names its product syntaxin-61-like. Lineage: Eukaryota; Viridiplantae; Streptophyta; Magnoliopsida; Proteales; Proteaceae. The record is from RefSeq and is a predicted model, not a curated record. Gene Ontology annotation, cellular component: membrane. The transcript is spliced from 8 exons. Bases 292 to 1041 code for a protein of 249 amino acids. Gene Ontology annotation, biological process: Golgi vesicle transport.